AUGUUUCAUCCGACUAUUCCGAAUUAUAAACAGGCGAAAUUCCCAGGGGUUGUUGUAUUCAGUGAAAUCUAUCAGGUCACCGGUCCAGUCGCCCGCUUCGCCCGCCAGAUCGCUUCGCAAGGAUACAUAGUCGCAGCGCCGUCAUCCUACCACGAAUUCACCGGUCCCGAACCCCUCGCCUACGAUGGCCCGGGCACCGACGCCGGCAAUGCCUGGAAGAUCGAAAAGGCCGUUUCGGCCUACGACGAAGACGCCACCCUCUCCGUCUCGCACCUCCUUUCGCUCCCCACGUGCAAUGGUCGCAUUGGCGCGACCGGUAUGUGUCUUGGCGGUCAUCUGGCAUACCGCUGCGCGCUCGAUGCUCGUGUGAGUGCUGCCGUCUGCUAUUUCGCCACUGAUAUACACUCGCGGACGCUGGGGAAGGGGAAGAACGAUGAUAGUUUGGAGAGAUGUGGAGAUAUCAAGGGCGAGCUAUGCAUGAUUUUCGGCAAGAUGGACACUCAUGUGCCGCCAGAAGGGCGAGACUUGAUCAGGAAGCGGUUGCAUGAGGAGAAGGUGAACUUCUCAUGGUACGAACCGGCUUGGGCGCAGCACGCUUUCAUUCGCGAUGAAUUGAGCAAAGGGCGCUACGACGCUGCCUUGUCGGGUGUGUGCUUUGAGAUGCUGAAGGAGCUCUUCAACCGCACCCUGCGCUCUGAUCUGGGGCCGAGGGAUGGUGGGGAUAUUGAGGUGGAGGACGUUUGCUGA
Messenger RNA from Periconia digitata, 747 nucleotides. Lineage: Eukaryota; Fungi; Ascomycota; Dothideomycetes; Pleosporales; Periconiaceae. The record is from the annotation of a GenBank genome assembly.